UCUAUUUCAAAUAGACAUGCCCACACUUGACAACCCCCAUGCCCAUCUGACCAUCUAUGAUCUGACCAUACAAAGAGAGGAGUUAAUAGCUGAUAAAGUUUAAAGAGACUUGAAGAUGGGCAUUGAAGAUAUCAAGGAGGCACUAUUCGGAGGGAUUGACCCCAACAUCCCUGGACACGGUGGAGCAGAGUGUGCAACUUAUUUGACCCCCAAGACCAUGCUGAUGGAGACCAUGCUGUCUACUAGUAUGAUGAUCAUUGUGGGGAUAGUGGGCUGGUUCACAUACACCAUGCCCAGCACUUUCCCAAAGCAGGCGAACAGUGUGGCCAAGCAGUUUUUGCUCGUCCUACUCUGCUUGGUGUUUGGACUGGAGAUUGGCUACAAGUUGUGCUCAAAGGAGCUCCUCUAUCUAUUGAAUCCAUGCCACGUCAUUACUGUCAUCCAGAUUUACUUGCUGGCUGCAAAACCAAACAAGUUGUCUUUUUCUGUUUUGAGGAUAAUGAUUCAUUAUGUGUAUGGAGCAUUCAUUGCGCUUAUCCUCCCUGACACUCAGAGCAGAUUCUUUCCUGGAGAGGUGUACAAUUACUGGAUACAACAUCUCCUUAUCUUCUUCAUUGUGCCUCCAUUCCUCGUCUACUCUUGGGGUCCUAAAUCACUUGAGCCAUUUAAAGAGUGGGCGUGGGCGUGCUUCUCUGGUAUUCUGUUUGGAAUCCACAACCACUACAUUCUGCAAUCAGUUGCCUUGUUGACCCAUGUUAACCUAAACUACGUGCUGUGUCCUGCUACUAUGGACCCGUUUAACGGCCCCUAUUAUCGGACAGCAGCUGUGUUCCAUCAGGCGAUCUGUCUCCUUACACUGGGCAAAGUCUACACUCUUGUCAUUAAAGGAGUUCUUUGGUUUCUACCACCGGCUCACAAGGCUCACAAGAAAGAGAACUAGUGAACUCAUAUUCAGGAGCUAUAAAUUAUUAUUAUAUUCACCUAUUAUGGAAUUACCAUUAUUAUAAUUAUAAUGAUAUUUUAUUGUAUCAGGUUUUCAACCAUUAUAAUUAUGUAAUCAAAUAUG
Molecule: messenger RNA, 1066 nt
Organism: Halichondria panicea
Lineage: Eukaryota; Metazoa; Porifera; Demospongiae; Suberitida; Halichondriidae
Product: transmembrane protein 164-like
Exons: 6
Coding region: 116-940 (274 amino acids)
Source: RefSeq, a predicted model, not a curated record